This is a messenger RNA of Danio aesculapii, 3395 nucleotides long. It is a transcript of the gene ptn, whose product is annotated as pleiotrophin. NCBI's taxonomy places the organism in Eukaryota, Metazoa, Chordata, Actinopteri, Cypriniformes, Danionidae. The coding region runs from base 172 to 648 and encodes 158 amino acids. The transcript has 5 exons. The record is from RefSeq and is a predicted model, not a curated record. Gene Ontology annotation, molecular function: growth factor activity.
AAACAAUCCCUCCCUCCACACACACACACACACAUAUGCAUUCAGUCUGUCGCUCUCACAGAUACCAUUAGCACGGCUCUAGUGGAUAUAGAAAGCUAGAGAUAAAAAGAGAGAGGAAGCAAAAAGGUGGAAUUAGGAACAAAAACACCAAGCUACUCCUCAGACUACAGCAUGCAGCAGCAGUGGGUGUGUGUGGCUUUAUUAGCCCUCCUGACUGUCACAGCGACACUUGCAGAUGGUGGGAAAACAGAAAAACAAGGUAAGAAAGAGCGUAAAUCGGACUGUGGAGAGUGGCAGUGGAGUGUGUGUGUGGCCAAUGAGGGCGACUGCGGAUUGGGAACCAGAGAGGGCACACGCACUGGCAAUGACUGCAAACAGACCAUCAAAACCCAGCGCUGCAAAAUCCCAUGCAACUGGAAGAAGCAGUUUGGAGGUGAGUGCAAGUAUGAUUUCCAGGCAUGGGGAGAGUGUGAUUCUACCACAGGAAUGAAGACUCGCACUGGAGUGCUAAAGCGAGCGCUGAUGGAUGCUAACUGUCCAAACACCGUCAGCGCCACCAAACCCUGUGGCAAACCCAAGACCAAGAUGCAAGACUCUCAGAAACCAAAACGGGACGGAAAGAAGAAGGAGCGAAACCCCACAGACUAGAGGAGGAAAACUCCUGAAGCGUCUCCUCCUGCCUCCUGAAGACGCUUCCUAUUCCUCGUGCUAUAUUUUUAGAUCUUUUGUAGCUUUCAUUUACAGCUCACCCCGUACUAAAUAAGAGAUGAAGACGAACACAAAUGAAUCUACUAAAAUCUUCAGCACAAUCUGAGAUGAUGAUGGACAGAACGCACAACUGAAGGAGUGUGUUUCUUUUCAUUGAUGAGUGUGUGUUUAAUCGGCCUCGUCCAGCAGCGUCUUCAACUAGAGUGUGAAGCAGAAGUUUUACAUUAGUAGAGAAUUAUUAAUGCAGCAUUUGGUCAUUGAUUUGUGCAGGACUGAUUAUUAAUAUCUGAUGCUUCUGAAACACCCCUGCAUGUUUAACAGUGAAAUAAAACAAAUGUACUAUUGAAGACUUAAUUUUUCGAAUAUAUUCACAAGUGCUGUUUAACAGAGCAAAGACAUUUUUACAACCCAGUCUCACUCUGAAAACGUAACUCUAUAUACAUUUCUGGAGAUCGCAAAAUAUGUCCCAGGAGGUGUUUUCUUGCAGGUUUUGUUUUCGCAAAUCCACCAGAGGCCGCUGUGUACACUUUUUCAGAUCUCAAAUUUCUCUCUCGAGUGCCAUUCAUGCCUGCUGUUCUCACAUAAAUCCACCAGAGGCCGCUGUCGACUGACUGACCAAUCGAUGGACUGACCCACCCUCCUCCUCCCCUAAACCCGACCGACAGUUUUCAAAAGCAAUCCAGAAAAAGAAAAGCCCUCGCCUGAUUUUUACCACGUUUUCAGAUUUUACCACAUUCUCACCCUGUUAUUUACUUGUUUAUUUUAUUUUUUAGCUUCUGUUUUUGUCUUACCUGCUUUCUGGAACCGUUCUUCGUCUGACUUGAACCCUGUCAUCAUGGUCAACUCCUCUCUGCUUCUCAAGUCUGUUGACGCACAUGUUGAGCUACUGGACACACUGGUAACAGUGGGAAAGCCUUCCAUACGGAGGUAAACAGUCAGCCGGUAAGCAUGAAAAGGAACGGCAUCAUACCGCCCCAUAUCGUUCAUUUUAAAGAUGAAAUGUAGCCAUACGUACCUCUGGCUACAAAAUUCACGAUCUCCAAAAAUGUAUUCAGAAUAAGCCUAUGUUUCAUUUUUUAUAGUAUUCAUUCAUUCAUUUUCCCUCAGCUUAGUCUCUAUUUCAGAGGCCGCCACAGUGGAAUGAACCGCCAACUAAUCCAGCAUAUGUUUUACGCAGCCGAUUCCCUUCCAGAUGCAACCCAGUACUGGGAAACACCCAUUCACACUCAUACACUACGUUUAGUUUAUUCAAUUCCCCUAUAGCGCAUGUGUUUGGACUGUGGGGAAACCAGAGCACUCGAACCAGCGACCUUCUUGCUGUGAGGUGAAAGUGUUGUUUCUUUUAGUUUUGCUGGAAUAAAAUUAUUAUUUACAUUUUUUAAAAUAAUUUAAAUAAAAGGUCAAUAUUAUUAGCCCCCUCACGUGAAAUUUAAAUUAUUUUUCUAAUAUUUCUCAACAAGAAACAAUUUUCUAAGUGUUGCCUAUUAUUCUGGAUAAUUUCUUCUGGAUAAAAUCUCUUUUCUUUAAGUUUGGCUAAAAUAAAAGCUGAUUUUACAUUUUAUUAUUAGCCCCUUUUUUCGAUUGUCUGCAAAACAAACCAUUGUUGUCCAAGAACUUGCCUAAUCAACCAAACUUGCCUAAUUAACCUAAUUAAGCCUUUAAAUUAAACUUUAACUGAAUACUAUCCUGCAAAAUAAAAUUUGUUCUGCCAUCUUAAAGACAAAAGAAAUUAGUUAUUAACAUGUUAUAUUUAGAAAUGUUCUCCCUGUUAAACACAACCCAGGCUCAUUCUGAAUAUGCACCCCAAUAUACAUUUCUGGAGAAUGCUAAAUAUGUCCCAGGAGCUACGUUUAUUUGCAGUUUUUGUUUUCGUGAAUCCACCAGAGGCCAAUUUUUGUGCUUUUUCAGAUCACAAAUUUCUCUCGGUUGUGCCAAUCAAGCCUGCUGUUCUCACGUAAAUCCACCAGAGGCCACUGUCGACUGACUGACUGAUAUCCCCACCCACCUUCUUCCCUAAACCCAACCAAUAGUGUUUUCAAAAUCAGUGAUUGACCCCCUCGUUCUAACCCUACUAUUUAAUUGUUUAUUUUAUUUUUUGACUUUUGUUUUACCUGCUUUCUGGAACUGUUCUUCAGUGGACUCAAACCUUGUCGGUCAACUCCGCUCUGCGUCUCAAGUCUGCAUGUUGAGCUAUUGGACUAACUGGUAACAGCGGAAAAGCCGUCCACAUGGAGGUAAGCGGUCAGCUGUUAAGUGUGAAAAGUAACGGCAUCAUACCUCCCUGUAUCAUUUGUUUUAAAGAUGAAAUGUAGCCAUACGUUCCUGUGGGUACAUAAUAACGCGUUCUUCAGAUAUGUAUAUAGGGCUACGUUUUCAGAGUGAGCCUAUGUUGGUUAAACAGCACUUGAGAAAUAUGUUUAACAGAAUUCAAAGCUCAUCUUUAACUGUACUGUAUGUUUAACAGUGUCUUUAAACAUUCCAAUUCCAUUUGAAUUCCAAAAUAGAACGCUGCGUCCUGUUUGGAAGCGCAGUUCCAGUUAAGUUUUAAAUUUGGAACACAUUCUAAAUUCCGUCCAGCUGGAGGAUCAAAGAGAAACACGCUUAAACUGAAACUAAUGCUGUGAAUGUGAGAUAGAGUCUGUGCUGUUGUAACAAUAAAGACAUUAAUAAUUCCUUUCCAUUCACAA